CCUUCUGGUAAAAUAAUGUACAGCGGAUCCCGGAAGCGGACGGUGUGCUAGUUAGUGCUCACUUCCACGUAUCAUUUGCUGUCACUUCAUUGCUUCACAUGCCAUCACCGUUUUACGCCUCAGUAAUAAUAAUAUGGGACCACUGUUAAACGUUACGGCGCUGAGAAACAGAAACAAAAGUGCUGUAAAUCCCCCGAGACCUCAGCUUUGACCUCCAGUGGCAGCAUUUCAUGACAGCAUGUUGGUGACAGCGUAUCUUGCCAUAGUUUUCCUCCUUGCCCUGUGCGUUGGCCUCGAGCUUACGGCACGCCGCCUCACCCCACCUCAGUCCACCCCUACAGCUGUAGCCAACCCAGCUUUCCGUGGCUUCCAGACAAUAUUCCUCAGGGCAUACCUUCUGGCUUUGUGGGCAGACUGGCUCCAGGGUCCUUAUCUCUACAAACUUUACCUCCACUACAGCUUCCUGGAAUCCCAAAUAGCCAUUUUGUAUGUAUGUGGUCUGGCCUCUUGUGUUCUCUUUGCUCCUUUUGCAGGCUGGCUCCCUCAGGCUUUGGGCCGCAGGCAGACCUGUCUUCUGUUCUGCUUGUCAUACUCUGCUUGCUGUCUCACCAAGCUUUCCAGAGACUACUUUGUUUUGAUUGUGGGCCGCAUCUUGGGGGGCCUGUCCACAUCCCUGCUAUCAACCGCAUUUGAAGCCUGGUACGUGCACCGACAUGUUGAUGUCCACGAUUUUCCCAAGGAGUGGAUCCCCAGCACCUUCACCAAAGCUGCUACCUGGAACCACGGACUCGCGGUGGGUGCAGGGCUGGUGGCUAACUUACUGGCUGAGUGGCUCCACCUUGGGCCAGUAGCCCCCUUUCUCCUGGCAGUCCCCUGUCUGGCUUGCUGUGGCUGGGUAGUCCUGACUGACUGGGGCAAAGAAGAGGCUCAAGGGGUUCCUGAAGUAGACAAACAGACUCUGCUCAUUGGCACUCCAAAUGGAGGUGUGACCCAUUUGUCUGCAAAAGCACGGUUCUCACGCAGCUGCCACGAGGGGCUGCGCUGCCUACUGUCAGACAGGAGAGUCAUGCUCUUGGGGGGAGUCCAGGCUCUGUUUGAAAGUGUCCUCUACAUUUUUGUUUUCCUGUGGACACCAGUACUGGACCCUCAUGGGCCUCCUUUAGGAAUAGUCUUCUCUUGCCUGAUGGCUGCCAGCAUGGUUGGGUCCUUGCUAUACCGCCUAGCCACCUCAACUCAAUACCGUCUACAGCCUGGGCAUGUACUCUGCCUUGCUGUGCUGAUGGCCUUCUUCUCUUUUUUUAUGCUAACCUUUUCCACUGCCCCAGGACAACCUAGACCUCAUGAAUCCUUUCUGGCCUUCCUGCUCCUGGAGCUGGCCUGUGGUCUCUAUUUCCCCGCUGUCAGCUUUCUUCAGGGCAGGGUGAUCCCAGAGGAGAAGCGGGCCGGUGUGCUGGCCUGGUUCCGGUUUCCUCUGCACCUGCUGGCUUGCUUAGGGCUGCUAGCCCUCCAUGGGGAGGUAUUAGGAACAGGUGGAGGGGAGGGUGGUGGGGGCACCAGACACAUGUUUGGAGGCUGUGCCGUCAUGAUGCUGGCAGCUCUGAUGGCUGUGGUCAGUCUUUUCACCCUGGGUAGAAAUGACACAGACCUGAGACUGGAGGGAAACAGAGCAGAAUGGGAAAUGUAACGAGUCGAUCGGCCGCAUGUCCAUUCCUGCUUGUCUGGUUUAAAAUGUAUUAUCUCAGUUUGGUCUAACUGAACCUAGAGACAUCAUAUUUGACCAGAUUACUUUUAAGUGCACAUUUUGCCAAAAGCAGAGUUGAAUAAAAUUGUGGGGUGUUUUGAUAAAAAUGUUUAACAUUUUAUGUCAUGUUAAUUCCUUAUUGUUUAUUGGUUACAGACUUUUGUUAAUGUCUUUGGGAACAUUUGUCAAUUAAACUGUUGAAAACUUG
Messenger RNA from Oreochromis aureus, 1949 nucleotides. RefSeq names its product major facilitator superfamily domain containing 5 (gene slc61a1). The transcript is spliced from 2 exons. Gene Ontology annotation, biological process: molybdate ion transport. Lineage: Eukaryota; Metazoa; Chordata; Actinopteri; Cichliformes; Cichlidae. Gene Ontology annotation, cellular component: membrane. The record is from RefSeq and is a predicted model, not a curated record. Gene Ontology annotation, molecular function: molybdate ion transmembrane transporter activity. The coding region runs from base 239 to 1684 and encodes 481 amino acids.